Lentinula edodes (shiitake mushroom) is the source of this 636-nucleotide messenger RNA. Its product is annotated as FUN34 transmembrane protein. Gene Ontology annotation, molecular function: acetate transmembrane transporter activity. Gene Ontology annotation, cellular component: plasma membrane. The transcript has 6 exons. Lineage: Eukaryota; Fungi; Basidiomycota; Agaricomycetes; Agaricales; Omphalotaceae. The coding region runs from base 1 to 636 and encodes 211 amino acids. The record is from RefSeq and is a predicted model, not a curated record.
AUGUCCCAUGGACAUAGUUUCGGGAGGACCACCUCAGGGAACGGGAGGAUCGCCAGUCCUGGUCCUGCUGGCGCUAUUUCUUUCGCAGCGACUGCACUCCUACUUUCGUUGUUCAAUGUUCAAGCUGGAGGCGUAGAACAUCCCGAGGUGUUAGUGAGUAUGGCGGUCUUCACAGGUGGUCUUUCCCAAUUCAUGGCAGGAAUGUGGGAGUACCCCAGAGGAAAUGUUUUCAACGCUACUCUAUUCUCGCUUUACGGCAGCUUCUGGAUGUCAUAUGCUACGAUCUUCAUUCCUGCCUCUGGUAUCCUCGCUGCGUACGAAGAUCCUUUGGAGUUGAGUCACGCCUUGGGGUUAUACUUGAUUACUUGGACGAUAGUGACUGCCUUUUUCUUAUUCGUCGUCAUUCGUCGAAAUCUCGCCCUCACUGUCAUGCUCUCUACUAUCUUCAUCACCCUCGUCAUCCUCAGCACCUCGCAAUACAGUCUCGCCGGUAUGCCAAUUCUCUCCCUCAGAGUCCAGAAAGCCGGAGGAGUAUUCGGUAUCAUCGGCGCUCUGCUCUGUUUCUAUAUCGGUGUCAGUGAGCUUUUGGAGGCGGAGCUUAGGCCGAUCGUGAGGCUUCCCCUCGGGGUGUUGUGA